GUGAGAAAGGUGAUAAACUCUACUUUGCAGAUGACUAACAGGUGUAAGGAAUGAAAUCAGGUUUCGCCUGAUUCCUAAGUCCUUGCUCUUUUCUCUUACAGCUCCCUGAAAUGCACCACCGAGGGUCUCCCUGGAGGGUGGCUGAGGGUGGAUGAGGCAGAGGGAACCGGCCCUACCUUCUGCGAGGAAGCUUGUCUGGAGCUUCCCAAACUAAUCAGCAGGGCAGAGCCCUGGGUCUUCAUCUGGCUUAGCCUGGGAGGUGUCCAGAACUCUCUGACCUAGAAACUCCCACCCCUCUUCAGUGACUCCCCAUCACCCCAAGAGACAGUCUAAACUCACCCAAGGCCCUCCAUGACCUGUCCCCUCCCUCCUUCCCCGCUCCCUCGCCUUCCAUGCUUGGCCCAGUCCCACCUUCCAGACUUCCUGACUACACAGAGUUCCCCAGACAGGUAUUGCUGUUCACGCCUCUGCACUUUUGCACACGAACUUCCCUCUCCCUGGCACCGCUUCCCGCCCCAGCGCUGGUGGACCUGGCCACCUCCUGCUUGUUUGUGAAGAUCCGGCUGAAGCCUCACCUCCAGAAUCCUUUCCUGUCACUGCUGCCAUCCCAGCUGGUCUCGGUGGCCCUGCUUCUGUGUCAUGCAGGGCUGCCCUCUUUUAUGGCACUGUCGCACCAAUUCUGUUUGUCUCCCUGCUGACCUGUGAGCCCCUGGAGGGCAGAGGUCUCUCUUACAGUUUCUCCGGGUCCCUAGCACAGUGCCUGGCACACGGUAGGAUGUGGAUGGGAAGGCAGUCCUGUUUCUGCCAGAGAGAAUCGAGAUGUCAGAAAUGGGCCUGGCUGUGCCUGCUGUUCUGUCAUAGCUUCUGCCACCCAAGGUUGGGAGGGACAGGACUCCAGGAGGCAGAUAAGGAAGAACACCGGGGACCGCAGGCUGGAGAAAGUCCAGGGCAGGUGAUCUGAGGUGGGCAGGUGUUGGCACUUGGGGCUGAAGCAGUGUCGUGGUGGGAGGGAGGAGAAAGGUGGCUGCCAGCGGGGCCGUGCCUUUUGAUCCCUCAUUGUCUCUGAGCAGCUCCUGAGCGGGCUCGGCGCGGGCUCGGCAUGGCUGAGUUGCAGCCUGGGCCUCCCUGCCUGGCCUAUCGAGGAAGGACAGUCAGCGCUGGGGGGCUCAGUGGGGCCUGGGGGUCUUUCAGGCCCAGAGGAGAUCUGAUCUGUCACCAGGAUCAAUGGCUGUAUCCAUGUGGCAGCCAAGAUAGACUCAGCUGAUCCCGGGGGGCCAUAAGGGUGGCCCAACAGAGACGUAGGGCCCAGGGUGAGAGUCACAUUGUGUUCCCCUGUCUCUGAGCUGGGUGUGAUUGGCACUGUCCUGCAUGGGCAUCUGAUGAGGAAACCGGAGCCAAAAAAGGCUUAGGAACUUUCAUUUGGCUACACAGUGAAUUAGAGUCAUCCCUCAAAGCUUUCAGCUUUUUUCCAGACCCAGCAGCUCCCCGGGCAGGACGCUGGUGAGUGUUAUCUGCAGGGCUGUGAUUUUCUUCCAUCUUGUGCUCUUUGAAGAAGCCCCGCUGGGCACCCUCUCCAGUUCUCUCAGAGACACCCCCAGCCCCUGCCACCAGAUUCUGGAAGUCCCUGAGGUAGCAGUCAUGGGCCAUUUGCCAAGUGGAAAACAUUGCUGCCACCAAGCUUGUCUAUGUCACAGGGUCACUGUGACAGUCCCUUGGAGUAACCCCAGAUUCCCUGGAGAGCCCCUGGUGACUCCCCGCCCCCAUGCACCCUCGGCAGUGGGGAGCCAGAGAGGCUGGGCAGUAGAGAGGAGCAUAAGAUUCAGGCUAGAGAGUCAGAGCUUCGUUCUUAGUGGAAUGGAGAGCCACUGAGCAAUGUUAAGCCAGGUGAUGGCGGGGGCACGUGUACCUUCUUUCUCUUCAGAAGAUAAACUGUGAGGCAGUGGAGGGAAUGAGACAGAGAACGAGUCCAGUGGUGAAGGGCCCUGGUAGCCCAACCUGAAUUCAGCCUCUGCUGGAACACCCCUUCAUCUCACAAGCAGGAGCCUUCACGACGUGCUCGGGGGGAAGUGAUUUGGGGUUUGGAGGCAGAUGCCUGGAGAGGGCAGACUGAGCCUCCAGUGUCCUGGUCCUUUGGUUCGUGGAUCUCAGGGAUAGAAAGGGUUUCAGGCCCCCUUCCCCUUCUUCCCCACCUUCUCCAUGGGCUCUUUAAGAAACCAAGGCUCUGGUCUUUCUCCUGGGCUAGAGUCCUUGCUGAGGUCUAUUUUCCAUGUACUUCCUGGCUCCCGACUCAGUGCUGACUCGACUCAGCUGAUGCUGUGACUCAGGAGGACGUGGAGGCCCUUCCUCAGACCCUCAGCAGAAGGGGAAGAGUGGGGCAUGCAGUGGAAACUUCGGUGGUGCCCGGCUGAAGUGUUCUUUCCGCCCCAGACCAGCGCAUGGGACGAGAAGCACUGGUGCGAGAGGGCCCAUGUGAUGCGUACCGAGGCUUCAUCCUGCUGAUUACCUUCUUAAUCUACACCUGUUAUCACAUGUCCAGGAAGCCCAUCAGUGUCGUCAAGAGCCGUCUGCACCGCAACUGCUCAGGGAUGAUCCAGCCCAUCAACGACACCCACAGCCUCAACGACACCACGUGGUGCAACUGGGCCCCAUUUGAUCAGAGCAACUACAAGGAGCUCCUGGGGGCGGUGGACAACGCCUUCCUCGUGGCCUACGCCGUCGGUAUGUUUAUCAGUGGCAUUUUUGGGGAGCGGCUUCCCCUCCGUUACUACCUUACAGCCGGAAUGCUGCUCAGCGGCCUUUUCACCUCGCUCCUUGGCCUGGGGUAUUUCUGGAACAUCCACGCGCUCUGGUACUUUGUUCUUAUCCAGAUCUGCAACGGACUCGUCCAGACCACGGGCUGGCCCUCCGUGGUGACCUGCGUGGGCAACUGGUUCGGGAAGGGGAAGCGGGGGCUCAUCAUGGGCAUCUGGAAUUCCCACACAUCCGUGGGCAACAUCCUGGGCUCCCUGAUCGCCGGCAUCUGGGUGGAUGAGCAGUGGGGCCUGUCCUUUGUGGUGCCCGGCGUCAUCACCGCCAUCAUGGGCCUCAUCACCUUCUUCUUCUUCAUUGAAUACCCAGAAGACGUGGGCUGCUCCCCACCUCAGCACCAUGGUGGGCUGGAAGAGAACGUGGACGACGCUGAGGACCCUGGCAGUGGGCCCCACUCUAACAGAGAGAACGGCCUGGAGUCUGCUGUCACCUCCUCCAAGGAGCCAAGCGCUCAGCCCGCUGCCAUCAGCUUCUUUGGGGCGCUCUGGAUCCCGGGUGUGGUCGAGUUCUCCUUGUGUCUGCUCUUUGCCAAGCUGGUCAGUUACACCUUCCUCUACUGGCUGCCCCUCUACAUCUUCAAUGUGGUUCACUUUAGUGCCAAGGAGUCUGGGGACCUGUCCACGCUCUUCGAUGUUGGUGGCAUCGUAGGCGGCAUCCUGGCGGGGCUCAUCUCUGACUACACCAAUGGCAGGGCCACCACCUGCUGCGUCAUGCUGAUCUUGGCUGCCCCCAUGAUGUUCCUGUACAACUACGUUGGCCAGAGCGGGAUCAGUAUCUCCAUAGUAAUGCUGCUUAUCUGUGGAGCCCUGGUCAACGGCCCUUAUGCCCUCAUCACCACUGCUGUCUCGGCUGACCUGGGCACGCACAAGAGCCUGAAGGGCAACGCAAAGGCGCUCUCCACCGUCACGGCCAUCAUCGACGGCACUGGAUCCAUAGGUGCGGCUCUGGGGCCUCUGCUGGCCGGGCUUAUUUCCCCCACAGGCUGGAACAACGUCUUCUACAUGCUCAUCACUGCCGACAUCCUGGCCUGCUUGCUCCUCUGCCGGCUGGUGUACAAAGAGAUCCUGGCCUGGAAGGCAUCCCUGAGUAGAGACAGAGGCUCUAGUGUGGCCCUAACCCACGCGCGGUAGUAUUUUCCUCAAGUCCCGUGACUUUGUAUAGAGAAAUGUGAGGACCCGAUCGCAGCAGAAACUUGGAGGGCCCUCGCCGGGUCCCACAGUUCCCCCCCACAGAUGGCUGAGGCAAAGCCUCUGGACCCAACACCAGCCAGCCCAGCCCACGAGGCUUCCACGGGCUAGGAGACUCUCCACCAGCAGGGGACCACCAAGCUUGAGGCCACGGAAGACUCAAGGGCCUUGUGGGAGGACGGAGGGGAUGCAAAGUGCCCACUGAACUAAGGCACCUUGAGACCAAAAAUUGAGGAGGCAGCUCCGUGUGAUCAAUGGACCAGUUUAGUAUAGGGUCACUUACAGGGUGGGAUCGGGAUUGGGGUCAGGUGGACGGCGGUCUGGGAGCGCUCCACACCACCAAGGGGCCAUCAGGACAAUUUUAUAGUUAACCUGGGGCAGGGGGGCGGGUACUUGGAAACAGGACAUGCAUUCUUAAGAUUUAUGAAUGGGUAACUAGUCUCGUGGCUGCCGGGAAUACGUCAGGGGAGGUUUUCAUCAUUGUUUGGGGACUAACAGAGCAUAGAGGCUGCCUGGUCCUAAAGAUUAUUAAACAGUAUCUAUUAACUGCAAAGCCCUUGAUGACAGAGAAGUGAUUUACCACACAGUAUACAGUCCUGCGCAGGGGAGCGGAAGGAGAGGAGGAGCUGUGAGGGCCCCGAAGGCGUCAGUCACGCUGCCAGCGAUGAAGGCCUGAGCUCUGGAGGCCGCCAGCGGAAGGGAUCAGGGCUAAGCGGUGUCCGCAUUUUGGUACAAGAAGGGAUAUGCUCAGACUCUUGCUUGUUCAGAUUCCAAGACAGAAGGCAGAGGUUCAGCAGGGCCACGGCCUGGAAAAAGCACGUCUCCCCUUCUCACGUUAAACGUGAGCCUCCGUAAUCAGCCUGAGCCUAGAAGCGCUAUUUCAGAGCCACCCGGCCUCUCUUUGUCCCUUUGUCCACAAGCCAGUUUUCUCCGUGUGUUUCCCCACGUUGGCACUCCUCCAUCUACCCUCCAUUUGAUCCUGUUUCUAACUCCUGACCCAUUUUGAUUAAAGCAUUAUUGCCGUAUCCUCCAGGGCAGGCCUAGGGAGAGACAGGGGAGGCGUCACUCCCAACUGUGAGGGCCCCUUGCCUGCUCUCAUCCCAGCCCUCUGUGUCCCCAGGGAAGAUGGCUUGUCAGGGCGGUGCUGUAGGGGAAGGGUGGGGCGGAGGGCAUGACCAAAGUACCAGUUACGUUAUUAAAUAUUUUGCUAAUGAAGUGCCAGUGGUUGCCGAGUGCUCACUGUCUGCCAGCUCUGCUCUGGGAACGGAGUAGGUAGUGGACACAGAAAAAGGACUGACACCCAAAGCACAGGCACCAGGGUGACGUGACUAGCAAGGAGGGCGGGUGCUGCCGGCUUCGUUCAGGCACCUGUUACGUGUGCAGCUCGCGGCCCCCUGCAGCUGGCCUCCUCUCCCGCGUGUUCUGGCCGCCCCAAACCCUUGGAUCUGCCAGGCCAGUGCUUGGCAUUUCUGUCUGCCCUCUGAAGCUGCCCAUUAGCCCCGAUACAGAUGUCACCAGCUGUGCCUGUGCUCGUCCUGUCAGGGCUCACGUGGGCCGCUGGGGCAGCAUCCCAGGGCCACAGGGUGGUGUGCUGGGGUGCUGACCACUGGCGUGCCCAGAGGAAGCAGUCGUGAGGACACUGAGGA
This is a messenger RNA of Balaenoptera musculus (blue whale), 5641 nucleotides long. RefSeq names its product solute carrier family 37 member 2 (gene SLC37A2). Lineage: Eukaryota; Metazoa; Chordata; Mammalia; Artiodactyla; Balaenopteridae. Gene Ontology annotation, cellular component: endoplasmic reticulum membrane. Gene Ontology annotation, biological process: phosphate ion transmembrane transport; glucose-6-phosphate transport. The record is from RefSeq and is a predicted model, not a curated record. The transcript has 19 exons. Gene Ontology annotation, molecular function: glucose 6-phosphate:phosphate antiporter activity. The coding region runs from base 2436 to 3938 and encodes 500 amino acids.